Microsporum canis CBS 113480 is the source of this 1149-nucleotide messenger RNA. RefSeq names its product l-allo-threonine aldolase. Gene Ontology annotation, cellular component: cytosol. The record is from RefSeq and is a predicted model, not a curated record. Bases 1 to 1149 code for a protein of 382 amino acids. The transcript is spliced from 2 exons. Gene Ontology annotation, biological process: glycine biosynthetic process; L-threonine catabolic process. Lineage: Eukaryota; Fungi; Ascomycota; Eurotiomycetes; Onygenales; Arthrodermataceae. Gene Ontology annotation, molecular function: L-allo-threonine aldolase activity.
AUGGCUCCAUCCGGAAUCUCAACCCCCCGAAUUUCCACUCAAAAAUCCUGUCCUAGUGAAUCUGCGUGGUCGAGGCCAGCUGCCGCGGCAUAUGACUUCAGAUCGGACUAUGUUACUGUUCCAACCUUCCCCAUGUUGCAGUCCAUUAUGAAUACCACCCUUCGUGACGAUGUUAUGAUGGAGGACCCGACUACUAACGAGUUUCAAGAAUUCAUGGCAAACUUGACCGGGAAAGAGGAGGCACUUUUCAUGCUGUCGGGGACAAUGGGAAACCAGGUGGCGCUUCGUGCAGCUCUAAAGGCGCCUCCAUACUCUAUCCUUGCGGACGAGCGCAGCCAUGCAAUUCGAAUGGAAGUUGGUGGAGCUGCAACCCUAUGCGGUGCUCUUAUUAUUGGAAUCCGGCCUUCUAACGGACAUCAUUUGGUCCUGGAUGACAUUCGGCGACAUGCAACAUUAACGUCUGGUUUAUACGGCUGCCCCACAAGAGUUAUAAGCCUCGAGAAUACUCUGAGCGGUACAAUUAUGCCACUAAAGGAUGUCCAGGAAAUAUCUACCUGGGCUCGCAGCCAGCCUGAACCGAUUCAUAUGCAUCUCGAUGGAGCAAGGCUCUGGGAAGCAGAUGCAGCAGCGGCUGGUAGCCUGCAGCAGUAUUGCAAGGAAUUUGAUAGUGUAACGCUCUGUUUGACCAAGGGUCUCGGGGCACCGAUUGGAUCCGUCGUUUUGGGUAGCUCAGAGUUUAUUGAGCGCGCACGAAUGGUGCGAAAGCUUCUUGGAGGAGGCAUACGCGCAGCUGGGGUUCUUACUGCACCAGCAAAGGUUGCGGUGGAGCAAAUAUUCCUCGGAGGAAGACUGCGCGCAGCACAAGACAUUGCAAAGUCCCUUGCUGCAACAUGGACACUUUUAGGCGGGCGUUUGACCAAUCCCACGGAGACAAAUAUGGUGUGGCUCGACCUAAACGAUCCCGAGGUAGACCAGGCAAGGUUCUUUGCUCUGGCCAAGGCUAAAGGCCUAAAAGUAAUGGAAGGCAUGCUCGCAGGGAGGUUGGUGGUGCACUAUCAAAUCUGCUUGGAUGCAGUAUCAAGACUACGCGGUGUCAUGGAGGAGGUGCUGUCGGGGAAAGGGAUCCAAGGGCCAGGAAGUUCAAAGUGA